Molecule: messenger RNA, 423 nt
Organism: Nannizzia gypsea CBS 118893
Lineage: Eukaryota; Fungi; Ascomycota; Eurotiomycetes; Onygenales; Arthrodermataceae
Product: cell cycle control protein cwf14
Exons: 3
Coding region: 1-423 (140 amino acids)
Biological process (GO): mRNA splicing, via spliceosome
Cellular component (GO): spliceosomal complex; nucleus
Source: RefSeq, a predicted model, not a curated record
AUGCCUCCGAUCCGCAGCGCGCGAACCCGCAAGGCACCCCCAGACGGCUUCGACGAUAUCGAAGAUACCCUCCUUGAAUUCAGCAAUAAGAUGAAAGAUGCCGAAAACGCCUCUCACGAAGGCAAGAAGAGACACGAGGUAUUAUGGCCUAUAUUCCAAAUCAGCCAUCAACGGUCUCGGUAUAUAUACGACUUGUACUAUGAGAAAGAAGCGAUAUCGAAAAAGCUAUAUGACUGGUUACUCAAGAACGGCUACGCGGACGCGAACCUGAUAGCUAAAUGGAAGAAACAGGGCUAUGAAAAGACCAAGGAAACCAACUUUAACGCUACUUGUAUAUGUCGUGUUCCCAAGGCGCAGCUGAAAGAGGACCAGGGGAUACAGUGUGUGAGCUGCGGGUGUCGCGGGUGCAGUAGUAGUGAUUGA